Messenger RNA from Racocetra persica, 262 nucleotides. The record is from the annotation of a GenBank genome assembly. NCBI's taxonomy places the organism in Eukaryota, Fungi, Glomeromycota, Glomeromycetes, Diversisporales, Gigasporaceae.
CACCUUUUGCCGAAGCAACUACUUUACUUGGAGGUAGUACUUAUUCUACUAUAAGCUUUAUGUUACCAGCAAUUAAAGUUUUAUUACAAAAUUGUAAACCUAAAGCAAGUGAUUAUGAGAAUUAUCAAAUUGAAUCUGAAUCUAAUAAUAUAAAUUUUGAUGAUAUUACUACAAUAUUUGAUGAAGAAGAAAUUAUUGUAGAUUAUGAUUAUGAUAAUGAAAUCGAAAUUACUAUAGAUACUAAGGAAAUAAAUAUAAAUGA